AUGCGUCAACGCAUUCGACUUCAAUUAAGGUUUCUCGCAAGCCAGUAUUAUAAUCAUCGCGGACAACUCUGGUAUCAAUUUGUGAACCCCGUUGGAAUGGAACGCACUGAAAGCAAACAAAAAAAUGGAGGCACCGGAAAGAAUGGCUCACGUGCAAUAAAUUCGAGGUAUCAAAUCGCGAAGAUGCGGAAAACAGCGAAGCUACUCUCUGCUCUCACAGAAUUGGUGGAGUUAAAGCAGGAAACUCUACUUACUUUCUAUUUCUUGUUCAACAUCAUGGGGAAUACAGAAUCGUCCGAUUCGCUAUCAUUGAAGCAUCGACCACGAUCACAAUCUCCUCCCAAAGCAUUAGGUGGAAGUGUACGCUCACGUCCCGAGACCGCACGUCGAUGCAUGACUGAAUGUCCGGCCAGGAGAUCCAAGACAUGUCAUAGAAGGCAUCCUCGUAAAAAAGCUGUGUGUAGUGUAACAGGACUUACUCUUCAUCAAAAAGCAUUGUUGACCCGAAAAUGGAACCGAAUGGAAACAGCCACCGCUUAUGAACUUGGAAGACGCACGUUCGAGAUGAUUUUCACUGAAAAUCCUCACUAUCUUGCUUACAUUGAUCUGAAGGGUGAACCCAAUUGGCGCCACCACAUCAACUUUAGAAUUCAUGUACAGAGGUUUGUGACAGCUAUGUCGGAAGCAAUGCGACGACUAGGAGAUCCAUCAACUUCUUACGAUGUCUUACGUGAUUUUGGUGCAUCCUACGCAUCUUAUCCGAAGCGGGUCUCUGCUGUGUAUUUUGAGCGAUUAGCGAAUGCUCUCAAUCAAACGGCUACACAACUUCAGGAACACGACCAUCUAAGCUUAGAGAAAGCUCCUAGUCGAGAAGAGGACUCAAUUUCCAGCGAAGGAGACAAGUCCUUUAAAUCACUACUUGAUGUUGAAAAACUCAGUGCACUGGAUGAGCUAACUGGCUCUGCUUCAUGUUCGUCCUUCUCUGUUCCGCGUCAACGAUUUGCGUCCAGGGCUAGUCUGACGCAUAUCGAUUCACACUCUGAAUGCCUAGGUCAACUUUAUUCCCUAAUACGGCCGAACAGAGCUGAACAUCAUGGUCCGAAUGAUAUUUGUCCGAUUACGGUCGAAGCAUGGACUGUACUUUCUGCCUACCUGGCAAAUCAGAUCAAGUACGGGUACGAAAUGGAACGACUUAUACGAACGGAAAUGUCGAAACUAGGUCUUGACGGCUCCGGAGGAUUAAAACGAGGAACGUUGACAAUGCAAAGGCCUACACAGUUUGCGUAG
This is a messenger RNA of Necator americanus (New World hookworm), 1287 nucleotides long. RefSeq lists its product as uncharacterized. The record is from RefSeq and is a predicted model, not a curated record. NCBI's taxonomy places the organism in Eukaryota, Metazoa, Nematoda, Chromadorea, Rhabditida, Ancylostomatidae. Gene Ontology annotation, biological process: response to hypoxia; oxygen transport. The coding region runs from base 1 to 1287 and encodes 428 amino acids. Gene Ontology annotation, molecular function: oxygen carrier activity; oxygen binding; heme binding. The transcript has 12 exons.